AAGACACCAAGAUCUUUCAAUUAUUUUUGUUGGCAAUUCCAUUGUCGGUACAAAUCACAAAAUACCGCUAACCGAUAGCGCCGGCGCUGCCAUGAGCCUUGACUCUACUUCUACAAGAAGCUGAAACUGAGCCGAGCCGAGCCGUGAGAAGAUGUGGAAGCUUCUUCUUUCGUACGGUCACCGCUACGGUUCCAUCUCCGGCGAUCAUUUCUCCGCCGUUAUUCACCGGCGCGCCUAUCUGAUCGUCCAUCAUUUCGCAACACUUCCAUCCGGAGGCGAAUUGGCGAGUGCCAGCAGAGAUCGUGACGGAAAGUAUCCGCGUGGUGAAUUCGUUUACAAUCAGCGUAGCCGGUGGGAGAACUUCACUCAGAAAACGAGGUUGUUCUUUGCUUUCCCAUGGGAACGCUUCAAGAAUGGGAGUGUUCUCAAGAUGACGCUGCGUGGAGAGAUAACUGAUCAGCUAAGGAGCUUCCCAAGAGCACUAUCUUUGCCUCAAAUUUGUGAGAAUUUCGAUAAAGCAGCUUACGACCCUCGUGUGGCAGGCAUUUACCUCCAUUUGGAUUCUUUAAAUUGUGGUUGGGGGAAGCUAGAUGAGAUUCGGAGGCAUGUGUUAAAUUUUAGGAAAUCAGGUAAGUUCAUCAUAGGCUAUGUGCCGACCUGUGGAGUGAAAGAGUACUAUAUUGGCUGUGCUUGUGAAGAGCUCUAUGCUCCACCGACUGCUUAUGUUGAAUUGUAUGGAUUACUUGUUCAGUCAUCAUUUUUUGGAGGUGUUCUUGAGAAGAUUGGGAUUGAAGCACAGGUCCAACAGAUUGGUAAAUACAAGGCUGCGGGAGAGCCAUUGACCCGGAAAAGUAUGUCUGAUGAGCAACGUGAAAUGCUGACUGCUCUGCUUGAAAACAUCUACACAAACUGGAUUGACAAAAUUUCGCUUGCGAAAGGUAGAAAAAAAGAAGAGAUUGAAAAUUUUGUAAACCAAGGAGAGUAUCAAAUCGAAAGAAUGAAAGAAGAGGGCUUAAUAACAGAUAUUAAAUAUGAGGAUGAGGUGAUGUCAUUGCUGAAAAAACGAAUGGGAAUUCCAAGUACAAAUGUACUCCCAACAGUUGAUUACAGGAAGUACUGUAUUGUCAGGAAAAAGACCCUUGGCUUGGCUGGGUUCAAAGACAAGAUAGCUAUAAUAAGAGCCUCAGGGAGCAUUACCCGGACACAAGGGCGAUUUAGGUCACCCACCUCAAGGAUUAUUGCUGAUCAAUUUAUUCAGAAGAUCCGCAGUAUAAGAGAAUCAAAAAAGUAUAAAGCUGUUAUCAUUCGAAUUGAUAGCACUGGAGGAGAAGCCCUUGCUUCUGAUUUAAUGUGGAGGGAAAUCAAGGUUUUGGCUGCACAGAUACCUGUUGUUGCAUCAAUGUCUGAUGUAGCUGCUAGUGGAGGAUACUAUAUGGCGAUGGCUGCAGACACAAUUGUUGCAGAAAAUCUUACAUUAACUGGUUCUAUUGGAGUUGUGUCAGCAAAGAUCAAUCUGGGAAAGCUGUAUGAGUCAAUUGGCUUCAACAGGGAGAUCAUAUCAAGGGGAAAAUAUGCAGAAUAUUCAGCAGCAGAACAUCGACCGUACAGAGCUGAUGAAGCCGAACUUUUUGCCAAGAAAGCUCAGGCUCUGUACAAACAGUUUCGAGACAAGGCAGCCUUUUCGAGAUCAAUGACAGUAGAUGAGAUGGAAAAAGUUGCACAAGGGAGAGUUUGGAUGGGUAAUGAUGCAGUUUCUCUUGGCUUGAUUGAUGCUAUUGGUGGACUUUCUCGAGCUGUAGCAAUUGCGAAAGAAAGAGCUAAUAUACCACAAGAUAAACAGGUGACUCUUGUGGAGCUGUCGAGGCCCUCCAUAUCCCCGGUUGAGUUACUGCAGGAAAUGGGGAACACGAUGAUGGAAGCGGAUGAAGCUGUUAAAGACCUGAUGCAUGAGAUGGCAACUUCCGAUGAAAUUCAAGCUAGAAUGGAUGGCAGCCUGUUCGAGAAACUCGCAGGAUCUUCUGCUGCUCAAUCCACAUUGACUCUCAUAAGAGAUUGCUUGAGGUCCCUUUGAUCAAUCCUGCUUCUAUAUGGUGAAUGGGAAGAACUUCACAGCAUUGGUGUCGAGUAAGGUACGACAUCUUUUUCGAUCUUUGUUUGCGCGGCGCCGAACUGGAAUUCGAAGCCCCGGGCGGGUUUCGGAAAUUGGGUGGCGCCGCCACUCAUUUCGACCCGGCCCUACUGCUGUUAUUUGAGUUGAGUCGAUCUUGUUUCCGAGCUUAACUCGAGUUUUUAUAAUCGAGCCGAGCUCAAGCUUAAGUAUUGUCAUUUAUAUAGUAUUAAUGGAAAGGAAUUGGAUGCUGAUUAAAAACUAAUCUUACGCAUAAAAAAGUAGGCAGACAUCAUGGCAUGAUUUAUAUUGACAUGACAUUGUAACAUACUUAUAUGCUCGACACGCCUAGUGCU
This is a messenger RNA of Andrographis paniculata, 2463 nucleotides long. Its product is annotated as serine protease SPPA, chloroplastic-like. Lineage: Eukaryota; Viridiplantae; Streptophyta; Magnoliopsida; Lamiales; Acanthaceae. The coding region runs from base 152 to 2071 and encodes 639 amino acids. Gene Ontology annotation, molecular function: peptidase activity. Gene Ontology annotation, cellular component: membrane. The record is from RefSeq and is a predicted model, not a curated record. The transcript is spliced from 13 exons.